AUUUGGUUCAGGUUUUCUUGAAUAAUGGGUGCAAGAAUUUGCCAAUUACUUGUAGUUAUAUUCAUACAAAUUUCGAUUACAACGGGCCAGAAUAAUGAUCGUGAAGUUCUUCAGGCUCUUAAGAAUUAUUGGCAGAACACACCACCCAGCUGGGACGACGGUUCUGAUCCGUGUGGCGGUAGUUGGGAUGGCAUCCGCUGCACAAACUCUCGUGUGACCGCGAUAACUUUGUCAAGCAUGAACUUGGUCGGCGGGCUCCCGGGAGACAUUGGAGGAUUAACCGAAUUGCAGAUUCUAGAUCUAUCUUACAACACGGGUUUGACCGGAUCGUUGACUUCACAAGUCGGGAAUUUGAAGAAAUUAACAAACUUGCUCCUCGUUGGUUGCGGUUUCACUGGUCCCAUUCCAGACAGCAUUGGCAACCUUGAAAGGCUUAGAUAUUUGUCACUGAAUUCAAAUGGUUUCACUGGACCCAUUCCAGCUUCAAUUGGCAAUCUUCAGAAUCUUUACUGGUUAGAUCUAAGUGCUAACAAGCUCACAGGGAGUUUACCCGUCUCUAACGGGUCAAAGCCCGGUCUUGAUAUGUUAACGCACGCCAAACACUUUCACUUUGGAGACAACGGGCUAUCGGGCAAUAUCCCACCGGGCCUCUUCAACUCCAACAUGACUCUCAUUCAUCUGUUAUUUGAGAACAACGAGCUAACGGGCUCUAUUCCUAACACGCUCGGGCUUGUCAAGUCUCUAGAGGUCGUGCGGCUCGAUAGAAACGGGUUGAGUGGCAUUGUCCCGUCGAACAUCAACAACCUUAUAAAUGUCACUGAGAUGUUCUUGUCAAACAAUCGGUUAACCGGGGUGGUACCUAAUCUUACCGGCAUGAGCCUCCUGAACUAUCUGGAUUUAAGCAAUAAUUCUUUUGAUCCAUCGGUUGUUCCAUCUUGGUUUACAACUCUGCGGGCUCUGACAACCGUCAAGAUGCAGAGUACAAACCUUGGAGGAGAACUGCCUGUUGACUUCUUCAGCAUUCCUCAAUUACAGAAUGUUGAUUUAAGUGACAACCGGUUAAACGGAACCUUGAGUAUUGGUUCAAAUCCGAGCACACAACUUCAACUUGUUGAUCUGAGGACAAACCAGAUCGCUUCUUUCACCCAACGACGCCAAUAUAGCAUUGAAUUAAUACUUGUGGAUAAUCCAUUAUGUAUGGAAUCGGGUGUGACGGACAAAUAUUGCUCCCUUCCCACAACUACUAAUGCAUCAUAUUCAACGCCACCAAACAAUUGCGUGCCACCUUCGUGUAGUUCGGGCCUUGUUUCGAGUCCAAACUGUCAAUGCGCGUUUCCAUACAUGGGCUCGUUUUUCUUUAAAGCUCCAUCCUUCUCUUCACUUGGAAACUAUACCAUUUAUGCCUCCCUUCAAGAUCAACUGAUGACAUUCUUUCGGAAAGCCAAUCUCCCUGUAGAUUCAGUGGCAUUAAAGAAUCCUAGCAGGAAUUUGGAUGAUUAUCUUGUGAUUAAUCUCGAAGUUUACCCGUCUCCAGGACCAAGUUUCAACAGGACUGGGAUUGUUGGGCUCGGGUUCGCGCUUAGCAAUCAAACCUUCAAGCCUACCAAAGAUUUCAACACUUAUGUUUUCAUGUCUACAAACUAUGAUAACUUCUUACCUGAGACAUCAGGAGGGACCAGUGGCACAAAACAUAAGUCAUCUAACACUGGAAUUAUCAUAGGAUCAGCCGUUGGUGGUAGUGUGCUUGUUGUGUUAUUAGUUCUAGCAGCAAUGUAUGCUUUUAACCAGAGAAAACAAGUUGAAAGAACCUCCCAACAAACACAACCCUUUGCGCAUUGGGAUCAAACUAGCAAGAGUGGUGAUGCUCCACAGUUGAAAGGGGCAAGAGCCUUCACCUUUGAAGAACUUAAGAAAUACACAAACAACUUUUCGGAGACGAACAACAUAGGAGUAGGCGGAUACGGAAUGGUAUAUAGAGGAAGUCUUCCGAAUGGUCAGCUGAUUGCAAUCAAAAGAGCUCGACAAGGAUCGUCACAAGGAGGGCUUGAGUUUAAAACUGAGAUCGAGCUUCUUUCAAGAGUUCACCACAAGAAUCUUGUUGGCCUAAUCGGAUUUUGCUUUGAUCAGGGCGAACAAAUGCUAGUGUAUGAGUAUGUCGUGAAUGGUACACUCAAGGAUAGUCUUUCGGGGAAAUCGGGCAUCAGGUUAGAUUGGGCGCGUAGGCUGAAAAUCGCACUUGGAGCAGCAAGAGGGUUGCAAUAUCUACACGAUCUUGCUGAUCCCCCAAUCAUACAUAGGGACGUUAAAACGAAUAAUAUCUUACUAGAUGAACGAUUAGUUGCAAAAGUUGCUGAUUUCGGACUAUCUAAGCCAAUGAGUGGUGCUAAUCAGACUCAUAUAACCACUCAAGUCAAAGGGACCAUGGGAUACAUGGAUCCAGAGUAUUACAUGACUCAACAACUGACUGAAAAGAGCGAUGUUUAUAGCUUUGGAGUUGUGAUGCUAGAGCUAAUAACCGCAAGAAAGCCGAUUGAGAAAAGCAGGUACAUCGUGAGGGAAGUGAAACAAGCAAUGGACAAGAAUAAAGAACUAUACGGCCUACAGGAUGUUCUUGACCCGACAAUUGGUUUGAGUAGCCAACUCAAAGGGUUGGAGAGGUUUGUGGAUUUGGCGCUUAGGUGUGUUGAAGAGACGGGUAAUCAAAGACCAGCAAUGAGUGAAGUCGUGAAGGAGCUCGAGGGCAUUAUGGCCCUCGGAGGGUUUAACCCCGGCACGCAAUCAUCAUCGUCUACUUCAGCUAGUUUUGAAACUAGCGGCAAAGACUACGACCAUCCUUAUAGUAACGAUAGCCUUUUUGCUUAUAGCGGAGGUUUUAUGCCCCCAAAGCUACAUCCUAAGUAAGAUUCUUGGCUUGCAAUGUAAAUAUCUGCAUUUGUGUAUUUUCUUGUACGAUGAAUAAAUCGUUGUUUAGGAUCCGAACCUAAAGGGAUACAUAUUUUUCGUUCAUUCUGAGCUUGUUGUACUUGUUCUUUAUAUCAUUUGAUAUUGGUGUGCAUAAAUUAUUUUUAUUUAUAUAUUUUUAGUGGUUAA
Messenger RNA from Helianthus annuus (common sunflower), 3090 nucleotides. Its product is annotated as probable leucine-rich repeat receptor-like protein kinase At5g49770. Gene Ontology annotation, biological process: protein phosphorylation. Gene Ontology annotation, molecular function: ATP binding; protein kinase activity; protein binding. Lineage: Eukaryota; Viridiplantae; Streptophyta; Magnoliopsida; Asterales; Asteraceae. Bases 25 to 2901 code for a protein of 958 amino acids. The record is from RefSeq and is a predicted model, not a curated record. The transcript has 19 exons.